AUGCCUACCUUCGACCCUGACUCGGAUCACUUUCCCAAUCUCGCCGAUCUGGAGCAAAUCCCCGGAGCGCCCAAGCACGCGGCGUGGUUCUGGGGCGAGAAUGACGAGUUGGGCCGAUUGAACCUGCUCACGGCGCGGCGGGUCGCGGAUGCUGCCAGAUUGAUUCGCACGGGCGAGAGGGUCGCUUUGAACUUCCCCCUCGACUAUCCAGACCCCCCCUUCUUCGGCCGCGAAACCUUCAAACACCGCCUGAAGCAGCUGAACGAGUCCUCCUACGACGACCUGUACGAUUUCAACUCGCAGAGCGGAUCGCAAUGGGAUGGGUAUCGGCAUAGCAUCCGCACAAAACUUGACAGGUCGGCUUCUCGCAUAAUGGAUCUUGGGUUUGGUAUAACAAUACCACUCGCGAGCAAAUUGUCAAUUCACCGAGAAUCGGACUCCAAGCAUGGGGAAAACAGGGCAUCGGUACGUAUGACAGCACAUGGUCUCUUUCUCGUGCGUCAGAUCGACGGAUCCAUCAUGAAACUGACUCCUGGGGCCUUUCUUUUCCUAGCUGGCCGCGCCGUCCUUCUCGACAUCUACUCCUUCACGAAAGAAUCGUACGAUCCGCUCUCCGCCAGGAGAAUCACGCUGGCGGAGCUGCGCGCGUGCGCCGAAGCCGAGGGCGUCGAGUUCAAGUACGGCGACAUCCUGCUCGUGCGUACGGGCUGGUCCGCGGGAUACAACCAGCUCGACGCGGCGGGGCGGCAGGCGUACCGGACCAAAGGGUUCCACGAGCUGGCCUUUGCCGGGGUGGGCUGCGGGGAGGAGGUGGUCGAGUUCCUGCACGACAACUACUUCAGCGCCGUGGCGAGCGACUCGCCCACGUUCGAGUCCUGGCCGCCCUCUCUCGAGCCGGGUCAGGAGAUCCUGCAUUCCUUCCUCCUGCCGCUCUGGGGCGUGCCCAUCGGCGAGAUGUGGGACCUCGACGGCCUGGCCGAGCUGUGCAAAAAGACGCGUCGGUGGGAGUUUUUCCUCACCAGUUGUCCGGCAAAUGUCAAGGGUGAAAAAAUCCCUGUCCCUGUCUUUCUUUCACCAGAGCUUUCUUUGCUGAUCCUCUAUCAAAUAUAG
This is a messenger RNA of Fonsecaea pedrosoi CBS 271.37, 1110 nucleotides long. RefSeq lists its product as uncharacterized. Bases 1 to 1110 code for a protein of 369 amino acids. Gene Ontology annotation, molecular function: arylformamidase activity. Lineage: Eukaryota; Fungi; Ascomycota; Eurotiomycetes; Chaetothyriales; Herpotrichiellaceae. The transcript has 5 exons. The record is from RefSeq and is a predicted model, not a curated record.